AUGGCGAUGAUGAUGACUGGCCGUGUGCUGUUGGUGUGUGCCCUCUGCGUGCUGUGGUGCGGUAUUGAUGGAGUUGCUGAGACCGAGGAACCUGAAAUUGGAAUAGUGCCCGGUGUGGAUGAGUAUUUGGUUGUGGAGUGGCGCUCUCAGCUGCGGAGGGAAUGCGCGGAGGAGGUCAGCAGGAGGACGGGAGGCAGGGCGAAUGCGUCCACCGUUGAGGAAUGUGUGCGUGAGGGAAUGGAGGGUUUGCGUGCCGUUGUGGAUGGCCGUCGUCAUUGGAGACAUCAGCGGUAUGCCGCUGCCGCUGCUGCUGUUGCUGCUGAAGAAGGGGAUGCCACCCCGGAGAAUGAUGACCAGGCGAGGAAUAACGAGGAUUUGCUGCCCGAAAAAAAAGAUGAAACACCGGUGACUUCAGGACAAGGAUUAGCAGAUGCAACAACAGUAAAGGAACGGACGCCACAUAAUCCUGCAGCCGCUCCUGUGUUGACUAAAAACGGAGCUUCAGAACACCAAAAAGAACGUGGGAAAGAGACAAAGAACGAAGAAAAAGCCGAGGAUGAGGAGGAAGAAACAGAGACACGCGAAACAACAACACCAGCGGGAGGAGGAGGAAUAAAAGCACCAUCUGUUUCUGCUGGUCCUGGUGUCAUUCUUACUUCGGGGUCUUCUUCUCCUUCUGGCGUUGAUUCUUCAUCCAGCAUUGGUGGUGAAACAGGGCCUACAAUCAGUACUUCAUCCAAUACAGUUGGGAAAACUUCGAAAGAAGAUAUGGCACUACAAGCAAAGGAGAGUCAACACGCCCAGCUAGGCGACGGAGAGGCAGCAGAAACACUCAACGACGGAUCGCAACAAAACAGUUCUGCUCCAUCACCAACGGGGGACCAAAAUGACAACGGCGCCGCCACGUUGAGUGCCGAUGGUUUACGCUCUUUGGGAGUACAAAUAGCGGUAAAAGGGGAUUUAGAAGCUUCCCGAACAGAAGAACCAUCAGAUGGUCCAAGUACAAACCUACCAGAAAGUGGAAGGGCUCCACCGGAAUCAUCACAAGCAGCAGCAGCACCAGAACCCACGCUUCAGCACAAAGUAAUAACGUCAAUAAAAGAGGAGACGGAGAGCGAGAACAUGGAUGCAUCCGAAAAUUUACCUGGGGCGCCUAAAAGAAGUAACGAAGAUCCUGCAUCCACAGCCACCACAAUGCAGAGUACAUCAACUGGCAGUCAAGAAGGAGCAGCUACGCCGUCUACGGAUGGAAUUCCUCCACUUCAGGAGGAAAAACUCAUUGGAAACAAUACUACUGAGAAUGUUCAGCCUUCAGAUACUGCAGGGACUGAAAGACUCAAAAGUGUAAAUACAUCUAAGGUUGGCGACAGUGACGGCAGCACCGCGGUCUCCCACACCACCUCCCCUCUUUUGCUUCUUCUUCUUGUUGUUGCGUGUGCGGCUGCUGUUGCGGUGGUGGCCGCGUGA
Molecule: messenger RNA, 1467 nt
Organism: Trypanosoma cruzi
Lineage: Eukaryota; Euglenozoa; Kinetoplastea; Trypanosomatida; Trypanosomatidae
Product: mucin-associated surface protein (MASP), putative
Exons: 1
Coding region: 1-1467 (488 amino acids)
Source: RefSeq, a predicted model, not a curated record